This is a messenger RNA of Dibothriocephalus latus, 1809 nucleotides long. The record is from the annotation of a GenBank genome assembly. NCBI's taxonomy places the organism in Eukaryota, Metazoa, Platyhelminthes, Cestoda, Diphyllobothriidea, Diphyllobothriidae.
AUGAAGGAGAAGCGGCUUCUGGCUGGCUCCAAAGUCAUAAAUGGCAGCGUUCAAUUCCCGAAUGGCACAUCCAUAUCAAUUGAAGGUCUACCAGGCUUCAAACGAGACUCUGAUGCAGCUGAAGUUCUUCUCUCCGUUGAUUUUGACGGCGAGUCGACAAACCUCGUGGACAUUGAGACCGGUCGAACAAUUAUUAGAAAAAGUUUUUCCGAGGGUAUCCCAGAGGAGGCAAUAGGAUUGAACUCUACUAAAAUUAUGUUUGAAGUACUCACUGGUCCCGCAGCCCUCCAUAUAGACACGUACACAGGAAAGUGGACAGUUCAGAGCACUGUGACUGGGCAGGUAGAUGAGGUUGAGAGCAUUAGAAACGGUUACCUCUAUCUCCGUAAUGGACAAACUGUUCGCCUGCCUGGUUUACCACGAUCAGAGUCUUCAAUCCUGGCGAUUGAUGCGAAGACCGGAAGAGUCACUAGAUUCAACAGGGAAACGGCAGAAAAGAUCUUUGACGAUGCGCAAACCGUCACGGACGGAGCAGACAGCGUUACCACAGGAAUAACCACUACAGAACGGCCUGCAGAUACAUCUUUGGGAAGUGUAUCGACAGAUAGCGCUGAAUUAUCUGCCCAGCUGUAUGACACAAGUCCGGGGGCUGAUAUGAAAACUAAAACCGAUGGCGACACAGAAGCUGAGGCCACGACUGAAGUACCAGAAGAUCUUGAUGACAAAAGCACAGAUGCAAUCCCACCGUUGUCCUCGGACAAGCCAGAAGGUGAAAGCACAUCCACUGAGGAAAAAACUGGGGAGGAGGAUGGCCACAGCCAGGCCACCGAUGAAGAAGGAAAUCUCGUGACAGAUUCGACAGGUGUGUCUGGACAAGAUGACAUGGAUGAAGCCAAAGGGGAAACACCCCCUCCGGUGCCAGGCGUUAGUUCCGACAAGGUAACUGAAGAGGAAGAAAAACCUUCAUCCGAGGAGCUUCCAGACAUGGAAGUUACUGAACCGACUGACUCAGAGACAACUGAGGAGAAGAAGGACGAUGACCAUGGCCAGGUCACCGAUGAAGAAGGAAAUCUCGUGACAGAUUCUACAGGCGUGUCUGAAGAAGAUGACUUCGACGACGCCAAAGUGGAAGUACCCGCUCCGGUGCCUGGCGUUAGCACUGACGAAGUAAAUGCAGGGGAGCCAACUGAUUCCGAGACCGCUGAGGUCGUGGAUGACUACGCACAGACAUUGGAUUCCUACACUGGGGAGACAGAACAAGAGGAGAAGUCAACAGCGGCACCUGAACCAGGUGCUCUAGAUGAAACGGACUCCUAUGCAACUCCGGGAAUUCCGACCAUUGGUACGGAAGAAGAUACUGGAAAAGAAGUCGGUAUGCCAUCCCCCGAGGCUCUGGAUAGGGAAGAUGCAGAUCAGACUACAGCAAAAAUAACUGACUCGGAGUCUGACACUUUGACCCUGCCCGGUCCAUCAGCAGAGGACGCCAACAAGAAAGAAGACACAAUGGAGCCUGGCCCAGGUAUUGAUCACACCGACGUGCCAGUAGACGGCGUAGAAAGCUCUGAAACCCGAGUCUCUGAAGGCUUUGAGCGAAAACCUCCUCUAAUAACUUCACCAGAGGCGACAGAUUCAGUGCCACCUAGCAAAGAGUCUGAAGGACCGGUUGCUACUGUCACAGACGAGGCUCCCAAAUCCGAAGACACUUCUGGCAGCAGAACAGAGGCCAGUCUCCCGGACUGUACCCUCGAAGAGGGAGUGCCCCCUCCCACUAUUUUGGCGCCUUCGGUAACAUACUCCAUGCUGUUCUGA